AUGGAUCCAUUCGCAGAAGCAGUGAUGAAAGAAUUUAAGCCUAUGAAACAUAGAACAUGUUCGUCAUUAAAACCAUUAACAUCAAUCGAUCAAGAUUUCGAUGCAGACGUGGCAAAGUUGUUGAUACAUGAAGAACGAAUAAGUCAAUUUUUCAACGAGUCAACUCAAUCAGGGUUCUCAUGCUGCUAUCAUAAAGUUGAAGACUCUUCUAAUUCUCUGGUUUAUUCUAAUUGCAUCCAAUUUAAGACAAACCAUCAACUCAUGCCAGAUGAAGAAUUUUUGCUGGUGAAAUGUUCAGCUAGCGAGAAUUCGACUACUAAACUGAUUUAUGUGAAUGGACAUUCAAUUGUGAGAAUGAAAGAAAACGUGAGACAACGUAUAGAAAAUUCAACAGAAGACAAACUCAGCAUACUUUUACUAGGACUUGAUAGUGUGUCGAGGAUGCAAUUCAUACGAUCUUUCCCAAAUUUAUUGGAUCAUUUGAAGAAAACUGGCUGGUUUGAGUUGAAAUUUUACAAUAAAGUCGGUGACAACACUCUGCUGAAUCUUUUUCCGCUAAUGACUGGUAUAAGCACCAGAGAGGCAAAAAAGAUCAAAGAUUCUGGGAAAUCUGAUGUUCUUCCAUUCCUUUGGGAAGACUUUAGAGAUGCUGGUUAUGCAACUAUUUCUGCUGAAGAUAAUAUGCCGUAUAGUACAUUCCAUUAUCUUGAAGGUGGAUUUGAGGAACAUCCCAUUGACUAUAAUUUUCAUACUUACGCAAGAUUAUUAGAGACAAAUUUAGAAAAGAGCGAAUGCGAUGAUUUAAAUCCAAUUUCAACAUACAGAGCUUUCCUUGGUUUCCAUUACUAUGUUGAUUAUCUCUAUGAAUAUGCAUUCGCCUUUCUUAGAAUGUUUCGAAGCAAACCAACAUUUUCAUUCAUUUGGUCAGGAUCAUUCACACACGACAAUAUUAAUUUGCCAUCAUCAAUGGAUGACAAAAUGUUGGAUUAUUUGAAAAAGCUUGAAGACUUCGGAACUCUUGGAAACACUUUCGUUGUUUUCUUCAGCGAUCACGGAAUGCGUUAUGGCAAACAUAUUCUUAAGUUGGUUGGAGGAACCGAGAAAAAUUACAUUGAAUGGAAAGUCACUUGUCCUAGUUGCCAAAGUAUUUUCGAAGAAAUUCCAAUCAACCGAAAGUGUGCUGAUGCUGGUAUCCCUGACGGAUGGUGCGCUUGUAAAGAUUUUGAAGAAGUUAAGUUGAAUUCGGAGAUAACUAAGAAACUAGCAAAUAUAAUUAUAGAACACUUGAACAAUGGUCUUGCUUCUUAUCCUAAUUGUGCUAAUUUAACGUUGGAUUUUGUUCGUUCAUCUUACAAAUCAGAAUUGGAGGUUUCAUCUGAGAAAUUAACAGAUUUCCUUAUAUCGUUUGAUGCGAAUCCAUCAAAAGCAGUAUUGCAAGCAACUGUUCGCUGUGAAAAUGGAUCAAAUUGUGAUCAUUAUAAAAUUAUUGGAGGUGUUUCGAGAUUAAAUGCGUACCAUGGUCAAAGUGACUGCAUUGCAGAUGCUCAUCAAAGAAAAUAUUGUUAUUGUAUUUAA
Molecule: messenger RNA, 1575 nt
Organism: Clunio marinus
Lineage: Eukaryota; Metazoa; Arthropoda; Insecta; Diptera; Chironomidae
Source: the annotation of a GenBank genome assembly